ACCAUUGAGCCGAGCAUCCUGCGAGAGCGAGCAAGAGAAUCACGACUUAUAACUAGGGUUCUCCACAGGUACCGAGAUACGAAUAGCUAGCUAGGAUGAUGCUGCUUGCACUGCAUUCUCCAUCUACCGGUACCGUCGCUUGGCGUCGUCGUCGUCCGGCUCCAUUACCCGCCAUCUCGCGCCGCGCUCGCAUUAUCCGGCCGUCUCCAUUCGCUCUGUCCACCGCGGCGGCCACGGACACGAGCACCGGCCAUGCCCCGGCCACGGCCGAUCGCGAGGCGCCGCUACUCCAGCUCCUCCACAGCGGGGUGCGGGCAGAGUCGCUGCCGCGGCACGUAGGGUUGGUGAUCGAUGGGCACGCGAGAUGGGCGCGCGCCAGGGGGCUGUCGGUGUCGGAGGGCCACGCGGUUGGGCGGCGCACGGUGGAGCACACGGUGCGACUGUCGCGAGCGUGGGGCAUCCGCGUGCUCACCGUCUUCGCCUGCUCCCACGAGAACAUGACGACCCGCCCCAAGGCGGAGAUGGACUUCUUCAUGCAGCUGUACGAGGGGUUUAUCCGUGACAACGUCGACCAGUUCUGCAGGGAGGGAAUCCGGCUGCAUCUCAUCGGCGACUCGCCGGGAUUGCCAGCGUCCCUGCUGCGCGCGGCGAGGGAAGCCAACCAGCUGGCCACGCAGAGCGAGUCGGAGAUGGUCCUGAUGCUGGCCAUGGGCUACAGCGGGCGGCGGGACAUACUGCGGGCGUGCCAAGAGCUCGCCACGGAGGUGCAGCGGAACCUGCUGAGGCCAGAGGACAUCGACGAGGCGCUCAUCGCCGGGAAGCUGGGGACCAGUAUCGCCGGCGGCGAGCUCUCUUACCCCGACCUGGUCAUCAGGACCAGCGGCGAGCUGCGGCUGAGCAACUUCCUGCUGUGGCAGUCCGCAUUCGCGGAGCUCUUCUUCUCUGACGUCAUGUGGCCGGAUUUUGGGGAGGACGAGUACCUCGGGGCCUUGCGUUCCUACCAGACCAGACAACGGCGCUUCGGCCAACGAAAGUAGAGCUCACUUCUUCUUCUUUUUUCCUUUCAAAAUACAACAAACGAGGAAAUAAAAAGCUACAUCACUACUAUAUAGAUUUGAU
Molecule: messenger RNA, 1119 nt
Organism: Zea mays
Lineage: Eukaryota; Viridiplantae; Streptophyta; Magnoliopsida; Poales; Poaceae
Product: undecaprenyl pyrophosphate synthetase
Biological process (GO): polyprenol biosynthetic process
Molecular function (GO): ditrans,polycis-polyprenyl diphosphate synthase [(2E,6E)-farnesyl diphosphate specific] activity
Source: RefSeq, marked validated